This is a messenger RNA of Drosophila eugracilis, 1156 nucleotides long. Its product is annotated as protein FAM50 homolog. NCBI's taxonomy places the organism in Eukaryota, Metazoa, Arthropoda, Insecta, Diptera, Drosophilidae. The record is from RefSeq and is a predicted model, not a curated record. The coding region runs from base 80 to 1156 and encodes 358 amino acids. Gene Ontology annotation, cellular component: nucleus. The transcript has a single exon. Gene Ontology annotation, biological process: chromatin organization.
CACUCUAUUUGGUUGUUUACAUUUUUGCUUGCAAAUUUAUUGAAUAAAAAUAAAUAAAGAAAUAAAUAAAUAGGCAAGGAUGGCCCACUACAAAGGUGCUGCCAGCGAAGCUGGCCGUGCCGCCCAGCUUAUGAAGAAGCGUGAGAUGCAGCUCCAAGAGAUCGAGCUCCGAAAAAAGAGAAUCGAGGAGGAACUGAAGCUGGACAAGAUUGAGAACAAAUUUGCCACACAUUAUGAUGCCGUGGAGCAGCAGCUUAAGUCCUCGACCAUUGGUCUAGUCACACUGGACGAGAUGAAGGCCAAGCAAGAGGAUAUAGUGCGGGAGCGGGAAAAGAAACUAGCUCAAAAGAAGGAUGAAAAGGAUCGGGAGAAGCAGCGUGCUUUGGAGGCCAUUCAGGCGGAGAAAAACAAACAGAAACGACAAAUCCAGGCACUAUCCUUUAACCUAGAUGAAGAGGAGGAGGAAGACGACGACCAGGAUGACGAAAAGGCUAAGAUAAAGCAGGAGGAGGAAGUACCCAAAGUUAAGCCCAAAUGGACGGAGAUCCAGAAUGAAAUUGUUCCCAUUAAGAAAAAGAAAAUAUGCAAAAACCCCGACGUGGACACAUCCUUUUUGCCAGAUCGCGAGCGCGAAGAGCAGGAGAACCGGUUGCGCGAGCAACUACGUCAGGAAUGGGUCAUGCAGCAGGCGGAAUUGAAGGACGAAGACAUAUCUAUCACGUUCAGUUACUGGGAUGGCUCCGGCCAUCGGCGUAAUGUCGUGAUGAAAAAGGGAAACUCCAUCUACCAGUUCCUACAAAAGUGCCUGGAGCUCUUGCGCAAGGAAUUUAUCGAACUGAAGACCGUGAUGGCCGACCAGCUGAUGUACGUCAAGGAGGAUCUAAUUCUGCCUCACCACUACUCUUUCUACGACUUUAUAGUGACCAAAGCCCGCGGGAAAUCUGGCCCGCUCUUCCAAUUCGACGUUCACGAUGAUGUCCGAAUGAUCAGUGACGCCUCCGUCGAGAAGGAGGAGUCGCAUGCUGGCAAGGUGCUUCUCCGCUCAUGGUACGAACGCAACAAGCACAUCUUCCCCGCCAGUCGAUGGGAGCCUUAUGAUCCCACAAAGUCCUACGACAAGUAUACCAUCAAGGACAAAGACAAGAGCAAUAAAUAG